Molecule: messenger RNA, 2130 nt
Organism: Labeo rohita (rohu)
Lineage: Eukaryota; Metazoa; Chordata; Actinopteri; Cypriniformes; Cyprinidae
Exons: 14
Coding region: 124-2127 (667 amino acids)
Biological process (GO): proteolysis; DNA integration
Molecular function (GO): cysteine-type peptidase activity; nucleic acid binding
Source: RefSeq, a predicted model, not a curated record
GUGGUUGUUGGCCGAAAAGAGGCCAACCAAAUCUUUGUAGAAUUCCAUGCCAGCCCGUAUGGAGCACACUGCGGAACAGAGAAGACCAAGUUAGCCAUUUCAUCCAGAUUUUAUUGGCCUGGAAUGGGGGUGGACAUCGAUAAAUGGGUUUUGCAGUGUGCAGACUGCCAAUUUAGCAGGCUGUCCAUUAAACAGGAGCCCAAGUACAUCCCAAUAUGUGUGACUAAGCCUCUGGAACUGCUGGGUAUGGACCUUGUGGGCAAAGUCACCAGGACAAGAAAAGGAAAUGAGUACAUCUGUGUCCUGGUUGACUAUUAUACCAAAUGGGCAGAAGCCUAUGCAAUUCCAAAUAAAUCAGCCGCAGUUGUCUCCCGCUGUAUCAUCAACUUCUUUUACAGGUUUGGGGCACCAAAGAGGAUACUCACUGAUCAAGGCAGUGAGUUUGUGAACCAGAUCAAUAGAGAGCUCUGUGGCUUCCUCAGUGUGGAAAGAAGCCUCUGUGCCCCAUAUCAUCCACAGACUAAUGGGCUUGUGGAAAAACUAAAUGGUACCAUUCAGAGAGCCUUGUGUAAACUUGUGGGUUCACAAUCAGAAAAAUGGGAUGAGUACCUAGAUGCAGUAAUGUUUGGUCUAAGAACCAAGACUCAGCUGACAACUAGGUACUCCCCAUUUUUCUUAAUGUUUGGCAUGGAGGCACGAUAUCCUUGUGAGGUGCCUGAGACAUUUGAGAUCAACAGCACAGUGGAGUCUGUCAUCGCAGAAAACACUGUGUCCGAGGCCAUUUCUCUCAAGGAGAAAAUGGACCACAUUGUUAAAGAGAAUGUGGGCAAAAAACAGGAGCGACGACACCGGGUGGCAACUCAGGCACCGUUCUCUGUAGGCCAAAAGGUCCUACGGAAAAACAUAAGGACCCAGCAGAGGAAGGGGGGAAAGCUUGAGCGCAGCUGGUUGGGGCCAUAUGAAAUCGUAUUCCUCAAAGAAAAGAGUGCGGAUCUGAGGGAUGAGAAGGGUCACACAUACCCCAAAAUUAAUACAGACCACUUAAAAUUAUUUAAAGAGGAAACACCCCGGGUACCCCACAGACUUCUUCUAGAUGAACCCCAACUUAAAAGACCACAUCAAGAAACUUCACCUUCUCCUGUAGACAUCAUCACUAAAGAAGAGCAACCCCCACCAUCACCUCCAUCCUCCCCAACUGCACCAAAGCCUUCUCCCUGUGACUCCCCCAAAUCCUCCACUUCCCUGUCUCCACUGGAUUUAUCAGCGCCACUUUCCUCUCCUGUGUCCCACCCCACUACACUGCCAACGGUUAUACCAGCUGAUGCCAAGGAUGCAGUGCAUAGCUAUAUCAAAAGUGCCUGGGCUGGGAAUGACAGUGUAGUACUGCUGUCCAAAGUGGGACCCCAUAAGUUAUUCUACCAAGACAUUUUACAGGUCGGCCCUGGAAAGGAGUUGGAGAGUGAGGUAAUCAAUGCAUACCUGAUGCUAAAAGUAAGGCACCACAAUUUGACCUCACCAGAGAAGGCCUUCCAUAUGGACACAUUUGCUAUAACCGCAAUGUGGAAUGGAAAAUAUCAGGGCCUCAAGGUGAACCCAGCAAACUAUGAUGUCAUAGUGGGCAUUGUCAAUGAGUGCCACCAUUGGUUUUUAGUUGCUAUAUACCCAUCCCAAAAAAAAACCAUUCUACUUGACCCACUUGGGGAGUCUGACAUCAAGAAGAAAAGGUGUUUGGAAACAACAAGAGCAUUCAUGAGACAAAAGGGAAUUCCAGUUUCACGCUGGGUGUGCGAAAGUCCUCCUCACCCACUUCAAAUGGAUUCUACAUCAUGUGGUGUGUUCGCUUUGAAGUUUGCAGAGCAUAUUUUGCAAAAUACCAACAUUGACUUCUCCAAUGCGCCACAAGACGUAGCACAAUUCAGAAUGGAGAUUGCAUCAACACUGCUUGAACAAUCUGAUGACCUAAGUGACCUGUGUCACUUUUGUGGGGAGGCAGAAACAUUUGAUGACUCUGCAGAAGUUCUCUGGAUUUCCUGUGAUUACUGUGGGCGAUGGUUCCAUAUGGAUUGUGUUAAUAAUCCAUCCACAGAAAAACAAUACAAAUGCUUUUCCUGCAAUAAAUCAAAUUGAAUU